CUUUGCAUGAUAUUUUUUUUGCACGUGGUUGUUAUUCCCUAGUUAGCUUACACAUAUUAUAGCAUAUUUUAUCUUGGCUGUCACAUUGGGAAAUGGACAUAUUCUGAACUAAGUUAUUUACUUCCUUUUAUAGACUAGAAGUAUUUUCUUAUUUACUUGAUUAGGGGUUGUCGCAUCUUGUGAUUUGAUUAGAUACUCUUCUUGAUCUGGUUUCUCACUUUGAGCAACAAUGGCAGCAAUGAUGAUAGUUGACUUUCAAAACUGUUUCAUCUUCAUCCUUCUAUGCCUCUUCUCACUCCUCUGUUACACUCUCUUCUUCAGGAAACAAAAGAAGUCACGACUUGGCUUUGACGAUCUGCCACCGAGCCCUCCUUCUCUACCAAUCAUUGGUCAUCUUCACAUCAUCCUCUCUCUUCUAAUCCACAAAUCAUUACAGAAACUCGCAUCUAAGUAUGGACCUCUUCUCCAUCUCCGCAUCUUCAACUUCCCUAUAGUCCUCGUCUCCUCUGCUUCAGUGGCUGAAGAGAUCUUCAAAACACAAGACGUGAACGUGUCCUCUCGCAGCCUCCCUACUAGCGAGGGGUCCCUCUACUUUGGAUCUUCUGGCUUCAUCUUCGCACCUUAUGGAGAUUACUGGAAGUUUAUGAAGAAGCUCAUCACCACCAAGCUCCUCGGACCACAGGCACUCGAGAGGUCACGAGGCAUCCGUGGUGAUGAGGUGAAGCUGUUUUACUCUAACCUCCUAGAUAAGGCGAUGAGGAAGGAGAGAGUUGAUAUCGGUGAAGAAGCAAUGAAGCUAACUAACAACAGCAUGUGCAAGAUACUCAUGGGGAGGGUUUGUGUAGAGGAUGCGGAGAUAGUCAGAGGCUUAGUGGCAAAGACAGAUUCCCUGACGAAGAAGCUUUUCUUGGCGUCUGUCUUGCGCAGACCGCUUGAGAAGCUUGGGAUCUCACUUUUUAAAAAGGAGCUGAUGGGUGUUUCCAGUAUGUUUGAUGAGGUACUAGAGAGGUACCUUGUGGAACACGAAAAGAAACAGGAGGAACAAGGUGGGGAUAUGAUGGAUGUGUUGAUAGAAGCAUAUAGAGACGAAAAUGCUGAGUAUAAGAUCACUAGGAACCAUAUCAAGUCCUCGUUAGUGGAUCUUUUCAUUGCAGGCAGUGAAACUACGUCCAACAGUAUAGAAUGGACCAUGGCCGAGCUGAUAAACAACCCCAAGAGUCAUGAGAAACUGAGAGGAGAAAUCGAUUUGAUUGUAGGGAAAACAAGGUUGAUUUAAGAAACUGAUCUACCAAACCUUCCUCAUCUGCAAGCGGUCAUGAAGGAAGGACUGAGAUUGCACCCACCGGCGCCUCUUGUGGUAAGAACAUUCCAAGAAGGGUGUGAGGUCAAAGGGUUCUACAUACCGGAGAAGACAACACUUGUUGUCAAUGGUUAUGCUGUAAUGAGAGAUCCUGAUGUCUGGGAAGAUCCUGAGGAGUUUAAGCCAGAGAGGUUCUUGGCUACUUCACGUUCAGGACAAGAAGAGGACAAGACGAAAGGUCUAAGAUACAUUCCUUUCGGAAGUGGAAGGAGAGGUUGUCCUGGAUCAAACCUGGCUUAUCUCUUUCUAGGAGCAGCUGUUGGAGUAAUGGUGCAGGCCUUUGAUUGGAGAAUCAAGGAAGAGAAAGUUAACAUGGAUGAAGUUGCUGGAGCAGCUUCGUUGAGCAUGGCUCAUCCAAUUCACGCUACUCCUGUUGCUCGAACCCGAAACCUUCUAACUUAACUUGUAGACUUGCUUUCUCUUGGAUUUUCUAAAUCUCAUGAUUGAACAAAGGCUAUCUAUCUUAUUAAAACUCAAGUACAAAAUUGGAGUGUUUGGAGACUUGAA
Molecule: messenger RNA, 1867 nt
Organism: Brassica rapa (field mustard)
Lineage: Eukaryota; Viridiplantae; Streptophyta; Magnoliopsida; Brassicales; Brassicaceae
Product: cytochrome P450 705A5-like
Cellular component (GO): membrane
Molecular function (GO): iron ion binding; oxidoreductase activity, acting on paired donors, with incorporation or reduction of molecular oxygen, NAD(P)H as one donor, and incorporation of one atom of oxygen; heme binding
Source: RefSeq, a predicted model, not a curated record